Molecule: messenger RNA, 3986 nt
Organism: Tuber aestivum (summer truffle)
Lineage: Eukaryota; Fungi; Ascomycota; Pezizomycetes; Pezizales; Tuberaceae
Source: the annotation of a GenBank genome assembly
AUGUCGACGGUACGAGGAAAUUCGGUGAGAGCAAGUUCGGCACGACGAAGGCCAGGAAGGAAUACCAGAGCAGAGCCUCUCGAAAUUGUCGACCCAAAUACGUUUGUGUGGCCGGAGAGGAGUCGGAAGAAGUUUGUUCAACUUGUUGCGCUGCAAUGCCUUCUGAAUCCGACACCCCCGCGACAGAUAGCCCAACCCGUCCAUCAGAAUGCUGAUUCGAGGGAGAAGAGAGGUGGAUACCAGAGCAUGCUGCCGCCAAAGGUCGAACGAGAUUUGACAGAGCAUUUCGCCUUCCUAGUUGCGGCAGGGGCCGGUGAUACCGCGUGCUGUGUGGAGGAAGAAUAUGUUAUUGAUGUCGGCAGCACGCUCAGGUUUAGGGUUGCCAUGAAAGAGGGGGUUUCUCAAUGGAUACUGGAUGGGCUUCGGGGUGUUUGCAAUGAAGUUAGCAGGCUCGCGAGGGGUGGUAAGAGCAUUACUCAAACCUGGUAGGAUAAUGGGGGCCGCGGACUGACCUUUGUGUCGCAGAAUCGCCUGAAGCCGAUGUCAAGGCGGAGACUUGGCGAAGAGUCCUCGAACUUGAACGGCCGAGAAUCCAUGCGGACUUGGAAGAGAGGUUUUCCAAGGCUAGCGGAUCACUGCCCAAGCUUUUCGAGGAAUCGUUGGGCACGAAAGAUGCAAGCAUUACCGAAUCCCUCGUGGACGAAGAGGCAAGACUGGUGCUCCAGAAAAUCUACGACUUGUGCACGAGAGUUGUUGAUAUGGAUAGGGAGAAAACCGGGAAAGACCUGGAGAAAUUGCUAGACACCUGCUAUCGAUUUCGCGCGUCCAGAAACUUCCGAGCGUUCUUGAAAUCGGUUCACGGCCGGAGGCCGCUUACGCAGGUGAUUGAGAAACUUGGGAGAUACAAGUCCGCCAGUGUGGCUCUGGUAACAGGAGCCAAGAAGUACCCCGAGAUGUUUACCAACCUCGAGGUUGAAGCAGUCCCCCAACUUGCCCCAGAGGCCGCAGUAUCCACGGGUUUUCACGGCAUCUACGUCGGCGACGUUGCCCAGGAAUUGACCGCAAAUAGCAAGCAACAAUGCCUCAAGCGCCUUCAAUCAGUUACCGACCUCAAGGACGGAAAGCUUGAGACCCGAUAUCAGAAGCUUUGCCAGGAGAAGCUCGCGGUACAUGCUGAAAUACAGAUGGUAAAGUUCUACGAAGAGAAUCCACAUAUCGGCCGUCCGGCAUUUAUCGGAUGCAGCAAGAAAUCGUGCUAUCUCUGCACACUUUUCAUUCAAUUAGAAGGGAAGUUUGAUGUAGCUACAAAGGCCCAGAGCCACUACCAACCCACCCUCCACAACAGUUGGACCGUGCCCACAAUGAAGUGCUCCAGUCCAGAGAAUGCAGUUAUGUACACCUUUGUUGUUGACAAAAUGUCCAGAAUCUUGGAGGACUCGUGCAGGACGAUACUAUGGGAGAAUAGCAGCAGAGAGGCUAAGCUUAACCAUCGCUUGACUCCAAACCCCCCACCCACCCCACCAGUGUUUGGAUUCGAGGUUCCUAGCGGUCCCUCGCCGUCGCCCGCACCGGCCUCCCGCAUCGUGUCUACACUACGUGCAUCAAUACCGGCAUUGCCCCGCAUAGCAUCGUCCUACAAUUUAUCCUCCGGAGCAACCACACCCACCAAUAUCCCCUUGAGCCCGCUCUCGCCGACGUGUUUUGGAAAUAUUCCUUCACGAGGCCUUUUAUCCACCCCCGGCUCGCGGGUCCAGUCGCCGGGUCUGAUCCUGAUGGCACCUCCAAAACUAUCCAGAAAGCAAACACCUGUGCUUGAUAUUCCGACCACUCCCGUAAAACUUUCGAAUCAAGCCCCGGGAACUCCAAAGGCUAUUGCCACACCAACCAUUACAACUCUUCCAGCCCCAGUUUCUGCGCCUUCCCCAAGGCCAGGAAAGCACACCACACCACCUCCCCCAAUCACACCUCCAGCUGUCGAGACAGGGUUUCCCCUAGCCCUCUCCGAGCCCGAAAUAUUUACUCCAGACCGAGAACCAACUCCUAUGAUUGCUUCUACAAAAAGGGAACCUACACCGAUCAAAGGCCAAGCAUUCGAGAGCGAGCCUACCCCACCGAUACCAAACUCACCAGGGGCGGAAACGGCCGAAGGUUCGGAGGAUCUCUUCGACCCAAUGGCCCUGCCAAUUCAGAAACAUUCACCUCUUGUGAGCUCAGUUGAAUCUCCUUCUCCAACUCCAAGCCCUCCCCCGAAACCCAUGCAAAAGCAAACACUACCCGCAAAGCCAACAACACCCCCCCCAGCUCCCCGGCCUGCGUCUGGCCCUGCUCCGUUACCGUCGCCACCCUCCUCCACCGAAUCCCUAUCAAAACCCUGGCCCUCCCGUGUUCAGACCAGAGAAACUGGCCUGCCCCCCACUCCUGCGGACAGCCCAACCCCGUCUUCGGGGUCCUAUUUCCCCAAGUCCGAGCCAAUCCGUAUCAAACCUACUGUCAACUUUUCCCGUCCAACAUGUGAAUUCCCACCCACACCUCCUACCUCCUGCAAGGCUAGUUCAUCGAUUCCUUGGCCAGCUCGAACGGAAACCAUGAAGGCAGCCAGCCUCCAAGCCUCGGCGAUUGCACCGUCAACCUCACCCAAGCCGUUUGCUGCCACGACCUCUCGCCCAUCAACACCGGUUAAUGCCCCAACCCGCGUGGGUUCGUUCCGAAGGCGAGCUAUAAGCCCCCCGACACAGACGCACAUCCCCAGACCUUCUUCCAAGGCUCCAACGAAGCCCUCGCCACCACCCUCUACAGAAUACUCCUCCCCAAUUUCCCCUCUCAGGCUUGUUCGAAAACAGACCCCUCCGCAAACCGCGGCAAUGGCAGUCUCAAUGGCAGCUUCCAUCCCAAGACUUUCCAAGUCCCCGUCGCUGAGGUCUUCGCGGAGAACACCUGUCUCGGAAGCUCGGACCGAGAUGGUUACCUCUGCAAUUGCCCUCGAAGCUUCCAAGUCUCGUCCAGCAGCCGCCGGAACCCCACCGGAUGACAGAGUAUCUUCUGAUAGCGGGCAAACCUCCACCGGGGGCGUCGCGCUUGCUCAUUCACCCGGGGCCCCUGCUUCUAUUCCCCCAGCGACUGCGCUUCGCUCCGAGGCCACUGCCAACGAAUCGAUUCUAGCACAAGUUAUCCGAAAGAAAAGCGAAGCCAAGCGACAUCCUGAUGCCAAACUCCCUUUCACGGCUCCGGAAACAUUAAUCGUGCCCGAAGAUCCGAGGAGUAGCAGAGGAGGUUCCAUGGAAGUCCACGUUGCAGCACGCAAUGAGGAUGGCGAAUCACUUGGCGGGUCGCGAAGAGGAAGUGGUGCUGAAAGCACCAUCAUCGAAGAUAGUGCCCGAAGCAGCCUGAAGCCUCCCUCUAACCUUAUAAAGUUCGGGCCUAGUGCGGAGCAGGAAUUGGAGCCAUCAUUCAUCAGAAGGAGAUAUGUCGAGGGCGAAAACAGAGGUUUAAAGGCAGUGGCAGUAAAGUCUGCAAAUAGCACAGAAAACAACGGACACCCGAGACCCCAAGGGUUAGGUGGCGUGCAGAGGACUGGCAGCAGAAGAAAGACCUCACCCUCGCCGCCAUCAAAGCUUCCAACACCAUCACCACCGAAGGAUGGCCAUUCAUUCCUAAACAUCAACGGAACUCACAGAAGCACCCGCAAUAAAUCCGGUGGCGUUGAAACCGAGUACACUCUGUACCUAGCAAACCAGACCUCACAGCCAGGACAGCCGCUACUUGGGGAGAAGCUAUUCACGGGAAAGCUAAGCGAUAGGAAGGGACCGGGAGAGAUCAAGCAGCGGGUAGGCUGCAGGUUGCGGACGGAAUUAAGGCCAAGGGAAGGAAGAGGUGCGCAGGGUGACAAGAUGAGAGUCAGGGAGGUAGCCAAGAGCCUUGAGGAAAUGGUGUUGGAUAUCUUCUUUCCGGACGCGGUAUUGAGAUUGGAAGUUUUCUGGGAUGUAUAA